Messenger RNA from Fusarium tjaetaba, 1278 nucleotides. RefSeq names its product transposase IS4 domain protein. Lineage: Eukaryota; Fungi; Ascomycota; Sordariomycetes; Hypocreales; Nectriaceae. The record is from RefSeq and is a predicted model, not a curated record. The transcript is spliced from 5 exons. The coding region runs from base 1 to 1278 and encodes 425 amino acids.
AUGUGGGGCUCACCCGCAAUCACAGGAGACUCCACUGUCCAACUGCCAACAGAGUCUCACGAGUAUAUGGGAAACAACCCUUGCGAGCGACUUGCUGACUAUUGGGUCACAUCUGUUCCUGGGAAAAUCACUCCUACUCAUUUUAUUGCUAAGUUUAUUACUUUCAGGCAAUUUGCUCUGAUUUCCCGAUAUAUCAGGGCUUUUCCUCCCUCUGACGAGCCUGAGAAUGACGAGCCUGAGAAUGAGGUCGAGCGCAUGAUAUCGCGUGUUCAGGAGUGGGGAGACCUUAUCCAAGCCGUAUCAACGCAGCUUCUUAUUCCAGGGCUGCGCAAACGCCUGCUCGCCGCCGCGAAACAUUCUCACAGCUUCACCGAAAAACAGCGUCUUGUGCUUGAUCUUGCAGUAUCUCUGCCCCCUGCAACUUAUCACAUAUUCUUCGAUAAACUCUUUUCAACACCAUCGCUUAUAAAAGCUUUGCGAGAGCGAGGCGUCGCGGCUACAGGCACAGCUUCUACCAAUCAGGGUGUUGAUCACGGUGUUUAUCGCGACUUGGUGAUCGCGAAGCAGGCCGACCGCGAAGGCCGUCUGCAGUGGGGCUUUGAUUCCCUUCGAGCUGUACCAUCAGAGGAUGGCCUAGUUAACCAUACUGCGUUCAAGGAUAAGUGCAUCGUGUUGUGGAUGACCUCCUUCAGCGGCUCCGAGACCGCCCAGCACCUUCGCAGCCGUCCCAACACAACUCAGGCGCAAGCUCGCGAGGCUCGCUUCUUCGGCUUGGAUUACGAACGCAUGAUAGAUACACCUUCCAUAAAAAUCGCCUAUAAUUUCAACAUGAACGGAGUUGACCGCGGCGAUCAGCUGCGUGCCCACAGAGGCUGUGGUCAACGACGAAACCGACACGAUGGGUGGCACGCCCUUGCGUGGACUUUCCUCCUCGAUACAAUCCUUGUCAAUACAUACAUUUUACAACAGAAGGGUCAGUGCAACUGGGGGACUUACAGGUCACAGGCGGACUGGAGAGAUACCCUCACAGAAGCCCUCAUGCGGAAAUAUGCCUCCGCAAGCACCCUCCGCAGGCGAUUUCGCAGUGGGAACGAAUUCCUUCCUAUUUCACAGCAUAAGCAUGUUCAGGGCGAUAACAACGGUAGAUAUGAAGGGUGUUCGCAUCAGGCACCACUGCGACGGCUUACUCCUACGGACUUCGAGGAUGAAAUACUUCCCAGCAACAUAAUUGGCUCAGCCCUGGCCAUCCUUGCAAAGGAACAUGCAGAAUGCGGCUGA